Molecule: messenger RNA, 1281 nt
Organism: Manis javanica (Malayan pangolin)
Lineage: Eukaryota; Metazoa; Chordata; Mammalia; Pholidota; Manidae
Source: RefSeq, a predicted model, not a curated record
GCACUUUUGGGCAGAUGGGGUGUGUGGGCAGCACGCUGAGGCAUUCGGGGCAGGAGGACAGUGAGUGCGUGUGGGUCAAGGCCGUGGAGGGACAGGCGCUUUGCUGUAGACUGGAAGUGGGCGCCAGUGGCGGGUGGUGGAGGCAGUGGACUCUUCACAAGGAGGUAGCCCGCCCCCUCCUGCAGAGUUCUUAAAACCCCAGCUAGCACCACUGCCGCUGCCUGCCCUUCCCCGCAGCCUAAAAGAACGCUAGAGAGAGCACUUGCAGGCACGCAGCCAGGAUUUCCAGCAUUGCUGCCAGGCUCAUGGGGAAAAUUAGGCGCCUGCGCAGGGCAUGAAGACCCCGAACGCACAGGAGGCAGAAGGGCAACAAACCAGGGCAGCUGUGGGACGGGCCACCGGGUCUGCAAACAUGACGAAGAAAAAAGUCUCCCAAAAGAAGCAGAGAGGCCGACCUUCAUCCCAGCCCCGCAGGAACAUCGUGGGCUGCAGAAUUUCACACGGAUGGAAGGAGGGCGAUGAGCCCAUCACCCAGUGGAAAGGAACUGUGCUGGAUCAGGUGCCUAUAAAUCCCUCUCUUUAUCUGGUGAAAUACGAUGGAAUUGACUGUGUCUAUGGACUAGAGCUUCACAGAGAUGAAAGAGUAUUGUCUCUUAAAAUUCUUUCCGACAGGGUGGCAUCAUCUCAAGUCAGUGAUGCAAACCUUGCAAGUACCAUAAUUGGUAAAGCUGUGGAACAUAUGUUUGAGGGUGAGCAUGGCUCUAAGGAUGAAUGGAGGGGAAUGGUUUUAGCCCAAGCACCGAUCAUGAAAGCCUGGUUUUAUAUUACGUAUGAGAAAGAUCCUGUCUUGUACAUGUACCAGCUUCUAGAUGAUUAUAAAGAAGGAGACCUCCGUAUCAUGCCAGAGUCCAGUGAGUCUCCUCCAGCAGAGAGGGAGCCGGGAGGAGUUGUAGAUGGCCUGAUAGGUAAACAUGUGGAAUAUACCAAAGAAGAUGGCUCCAAACGGAUCGGCAUGGUCAUUCACCAAGUAGAAGCCAAACCCUCUGUGUAUUUCAUCAAGUUUGAUGAUGAUUUCCAUAUCUAUGUCUAUGAUUUGGUGAAAAAGUCCUAACUGUUAGGGUAAACAAUUGCCACAUUUGUGAAAACAAAUGUAUACUUUGUAGACAUGCAAAAUAAUGUUGCUUUUCAGUGUAUUGAAAGCUUAGGGUCUCUGUUAAUUCAACAUCUUUGCCAGCAUAACUGUUGUUUUGUUCUGAAAAAUACAAAUUUAUGUGGACAUGA